AUCUGUUAAUCUUUGGUAAUGCUAUAAACAGGUUAUUGAGGUUAUAAAAGCUCUGUUUUUAAAGAACACAAGCUCAUUCUGUAAAGUAGUAUAAAACCGAAAAUAUCAAGAAGUACUUCUACUUUUGAGUGAUUUUUAGUUUAAAGUUCUUUCAAGUAAAAUAUUUGCGCGUUCAUAAUGCCUAAGUACUAUUGUGAUUACUGUGAUACGUAUUUAACACAUGAUUCCCCAAGCGUACGGAAAACUCACUGUACUGGAAGGAAACAUAAGGACAAUGUUAAGUUUUAUUACCAAAAAUGGAUGGAGGAACAGGCUCAACACCUUAUCGAUGCCACAACAGCAGCGUUUAAAGCAGGCAAAAUUGCAAAUAAUCCAUUUGCACAGCCAGGAAAAGGAGGAGUUGCUAUUCCACCUCCAGCUCAGCUCUUAGGACAGAGACCAGGUGCACCACCGCAGGGCCCAGGAAUGAUUCCACCAGGAGCUAUGGGACCUGGGGGACCGAUGCCUCCGAUGGUGAUGGGCCCUCAUGGACCUAUGCCACCUAUGAUGGGGAUGAGGCCACCAAUGAUGGGAAUGAUGCACAUGGGUCCAAUGGGACCCAUGGGACCUGUUAGGCCGCCAAUAGCUCCCAAAUAAGUUUUGAUUCUGUGUAUAGUUUUAUAU
Molecule: messenger RNA, 663 nt
Organism: Sitophilus oryzae (rice weevil)
Lineage: Eukaryota; Metazoa; Arthropoda; Insecta; Coleoptera; Curculionidae
Product: U1 small nuclear ribonucleoprotein C-like
Exons: 3
Coding region: 178-636 (152 amino acids)
Biological process (GO): mRNA 5'-splice site recognition; mRNA splicing, via spliceosome; spliceosomal snRNP assembly
Cellular component (GO): U1 snRNP; nucleus
Molecular function (GO): zinc ion binding; pre-mRNA 5'-splice site binding
Source: RefSeq, a predicted model, not a curated record